This is a messenger RNA of Letharia columbiana, 759 nucleotides long. RefSeq lists its product as uncharacterized. The record is from RefSeq and is a predicted model, not a curated record. Bases 1 to 759 code for a protein of 252 amino acids. The transcript has 2 exons. NCBI's taxonomy places the organism in Eukaryota, Fungi, Ascomycota, Lecanoromycetes, Lecanorales, Parmeliaceae.
AUGGAUGAUCGCAGCAUCGGACGUACAGACCUUGUCUCUCCGAUCUCCGAGCCAAACAGCCCUGAUCCUGUCCUCGAGUCCUAUUUCCGCCAGCAGCUGGAGCAGCUAUAUGCGGACCCCUCUCAAGCAUUGGCAACAAAUGAUGGAACCGAAGUAGACCAAAUCCGUGGAGCUAGCGUUGAGCAGGUACAAACCGAAGACAGGGAGGAAUAUGAUUUUCGUUUGUUCACAAGACCACACGCGUCAGGAACGGCAUCGGUCGGGGCCAGCAAUGGUCCCCAGCGGAUUGCUAUAAGAUCACCAAGCCCUGCGGGUGGUGAAUCGGGUUUCACCAGUGUAGGGCGUCCAGACAAAUACUAUUUUGCGGGUGAUACAGGUGCAGAGCUCGCACAGCAGUACGCACGAGCUGCAGUCUCUGGCCAGGAUAUCGUUGAGGGUCUCAAGAUGAGAUGGAGAGGCAUGGAGCUGCCGUGGCGAGUCACCGUCAUCAAGACGACAGAAUCCGGCAACGUGGUGGGGCUAGAGCAUCAAUUGCAAGCACAGACCAACAGGAGGAAGCGAAGUGGGAAGAAAAGGCGGGUUGUGAUCCGGAAACGGGUUGAGGCAAGAGCUGCCAAAGAGGUGGUAGCUAGACAAUACCGGGCGGAGAAAGAGGCUGCUGAGCGAGAGAAGCGAACACAGAAGAAUAGAGAGAAGAAAAUUAAGAAGAGGCAGAAAGACAGGCUGAAGAAGGUGACCGAUGUGCAGGAUUCUGCCUGA